Molecule: messenger RNA, 966 nt
Organism: Emericellopsis cladophorae
Lineage: Eukaryota; Fungi; Ascomycota; Sordariomycetes; Hypocreales; Bionectriaceae
Exons: 3
Coding region: 1-966 (321 amino acids)
Source: RefSeq, a predicted model, not a curated record
AUGUCGGAACCAGAUUUAUCAUCAACGAUUCGAUUUCGUCCAAGCAAGAAGCGCAAAUACCGACAACGUGCGCCAGACGAAGACGACAACGGCGAUACACGACCCGCGCCACCGACACAGCGCGCCUCUGCAGCCGACUUCUUCGAGGGUGGACAACUCGACGAGGCCGACACAGUCGUAAAGGCGCGCGCGAGGGCGCGACUACGAGGCGUUAACUUUCGCGCGACAACCCAACCUGAGAUCGAUGAGUCAUCGCAAGCCAUGGUGCUACGUGGAGAGGAUCCAGACGUCGUCCCCGUGGCGGGCAUCGCAGACCGCUUCACACGCCAGACAGGCCUGACACAGGCGCUCGAUGAUCGACACCUGAAUAACUUCAUAGAGUCACGCCUCGCAAAUCGCAAUACAAGCCCCAAGCCUGCCUCGCCGCCCGAGCCUACUGCCACGGCUGAAACGGCGUCGCGAGCAAACACCGCGCGACAGGUGCACAUUUCCUCCGAAGUCCAAGAAGUCGACAUCCCCACGAUACCCGAGAUCCCGUCUCGCAUGCAACCAGCCGAGCGACCCAAGAAGAUCAAGCUCGGGCCGGACGGUAAGCCAUGGCGCGGAGGGAGAAGAAAGAGGCGAGGAAGCGAUGAUAUAGCGCGAGACAAGCUGGUCGAGGAGCUGCUCCACGAGAACAGACUGGACGUGUACAGCAUGCCGACGUCAGUGACAGCUGCGGCAUCAGAGGGCGAAGAAGGCGACGCAGAUGAACGUCUCGCGGCUCAGUUCCAGCAGCAGUACAUGGAGGACAUGGCGAGAAAACAAGCGAAGAAGAAGAAACCCGCCGCAGCGGGACAGCAGGGCCAAGCUGCUGCAGCAGGUGCGGAAGAAGUAUUGAAGGGGCCGAAGCUUGGUGGUAGUAGGAACGCCAGAUCGGCAGUAAGGGACAUGCUCCUGCGGAAGGAGAAGGAAGGAAAGAAAUGA